Molecule: messenger RNA, 699 nt
Organism: Iphiclides podalirius (scarce swallowtail)
Lineage: Eukaryota; Metazoa; Arthropoda; Insecta; Lepidoptera; Papilionidae
Source: the annotation of a GenBank genome assembly
AUGAAUGAAUCCGCACGCGGCACCGAGAGGGGGCGUCUGCCGCCGUUUCAGCAGUUAGCGUGUGGGUAUACCGACCGGUGUGCGCGGGCGGUUCGGCCGCGGGUGGCGGCGGCUCGGUGGCGUUGGAUGGUGGAGGCGCGCUCGCGCAGGCGGCCGCCGCGGGCGCCUCGGGCGCAUCUUCCGCGGCGCGCGCGGGGGGCGGCGGCUCGCCGGGGGGAGGCGCGCAGAGCACGACCAGCCGCAGCAGCGCCACGCACCACCAGAGCACGGCGGCCAGCGCGCGGGCAGCGCGCCCGACGCGGCCCGGGGCCUCCUCGCGACCGAAAUACGCGCACCGUGGAGCUGCGCACCGGCGAGCGAGCUCCUCACUCGGUUAUUCGUGCGGCGUCGAGGCGGCUGGCGGGACGACGCGGGUGCGCGCGCGCGGCCACACGGCGACUGGGGCGCCGCACCCGACGGCACACGACCGCGCCCGAACACUAUUUCGGGAGCGACGCACCGCGCCGCCGCCGCCGCCCGCCCGCCGCAUGCUGCCAAUUUUACGCGAAAUUGCGGGCGGGCGGUGAUGCGAUAUGUGCCGUGGGUCGCCCCGGCGUCGCCGACGGUGCCGACGUGGUCCCCAAUGGGGGCAGGCUCCUCAUUGAGUGGGCCCAGGGCGAGCGGACCCGCGUCACCACGUGUGCCGCUCCCCACUCAAAA